Molecule: messenger RNA, 1518 nt
Organism: Coniosporium apollinis CBS 100218
Lineage: Eukaryota; Fungi; Ascomycota; Dothideomycetes
Exons: 1
Coding region: 1-1518 (505 amino acids)
Biological process (GO): intra-Golgi vesicle-mediated transport; cytoplasm to vacuole targeting by the Cvt pathway
Cellular component (GO): COG complex
Source: RefSeq, a predicted model, not a curated record
AUGGCCGACCCAUUGUUAGAGCUCCUCGUCCCCUACUUCGAGACCCAAGAUGCCGUAGCCGCCAGACCAAUCCCCUCCCCCUCCGAUCCCGUCACCACGAGCUACCUAAACCGCCUCACCACCCUCUCCUUAUCCGCCCUCACUAGCAGCGAGCCGCAAUCUCUCCUCCACUCAAACCAAUCCAUCCUCCGCUCCCUCCAAGCCCUCUCCAAACGCUCCUACAAAUCCAUAAUCGCCUCCUCAGAUCAGCUCUCAAGCCUCAACACCACCCUCCCCACCCUAGCAUCCCAAGUGGGCGAGCUCCAAGAUGCACUCCCCACCCUCGAAGACUCCGCCACGAACUUCGCGCAGAAAUACAGCAAGACGACCGACAACCCCAUCCUCGACCGGCGGCGAAAAGCCAUGCUCCUCGCGCGCAACGUCGACCGCGUCUCCGAUGUCCUCGACCUCCCGACGCUGCUCUCGUCCGCCAUUUCCUCGUCCACUGGCUCGGCGCAAGCAAGCACGACAGCGAGUCUGAGCUCUGCAAACGCGAGUUACGCGUCAGCGUUGGACCUGCAUGCGCAUAUCAAGCGUCUGCAGGCGCUGUAUCCCAACAUGGACCUGAUCAAGGAUAUCUCGGCGCAGGCAGAACAGGAGAUGAAAGCCAUGACAACGAACCUGAUCACAAGCCUUCAAGGCCAGGGCAUCAAGCUCGCGGGCGCCAUGCGCACGAUUGGCUGGCUCCGACGCGUCGCGCCCGAGCUAGACUCAGCAUAUACAUCCCAUAAAAGCGCCAACUUCGGAAGCAGCGAGGGCGCACUAGGUGCGCUGUUCCUGGUUUGCCGGCUCGCCAACCUCUUGAACAUGCUCGAAGCGCUGGAGCCGUUACGUGAGCUAGCGGACCAGGAGACCGUGAGAAGGGUGAGCGGCGACGGUAGGGAUACUGCCAAGGACUGGACGGGCGGCCAGCAGACGGAGCGGUAUCUGAAGCGGUAUAUCGAGAUCUUCCGCGAGCAGAGCUUCGCCGUCAUCUCGACGUUCCAGUCUAUCUUCCCCGCUGCGCUUCCGGCGCCGGGGGCAGGGACUGUGGGGGAUGAUUUGGGCGCGAAGCUGAAGUCACCUGCGCUGGACUCGCGGCGUGCGAAGGAUGGCGGAGAUGCCAACGAUACGCUGCAGCCCCUGCCGUCCGCGCUGGCGACUUUCCCGCUCCAUCUGGUUGAGCUGCUUUUCGAAACUCUGAAGCAUUAUUUGCCGAAUGUGAGGGAUAGAACUGCGAGGGACAGCUUGCUCACUCAGGUGUUGUACUGUGCGGGUAGCUUGGGGAGACUGGGAGGGGACUUUGGCAUGAUGCUUGCACUGCUUGACGAGGAGGAUGAAAGUGAAGAGGAAUCAGAAGAUGGGCCGGAGUGGGUGGACGCCUUCAAGAAGCAUCGUAUACAGGCCAGUCGACUCGAGCUGCUUGCCAGCGGUGUCGGCGCGGGCAGAAGUAGUAGCUUACCGCUUAGAGAAACAUCACCGGCUAGCUCUGCUGGCUGA